Messenger RNA from Glossina fuscipes, 2136 nucleotides. It is a transcript of the gene Usp14, whose product is annotated as ubiquitin carboxyl-terminal hydrolase 14. The record is from RefSeq and is a predicted model, not a curated record. Gene Ontology annotation, molecular function: proteasome binding; cysteine-type deubiquitinase activity. NCBI's taxonomy places the organism in Eukaryota, Metazoa, Arthropoda, Insecta, Diptera, Glossinidae. The transcript is spliced from 6 exons. The coding region runs from base 212 to 1681 and encodes 489 amino acids. Gene Ontology annotation, biological process: protein deubiquitination; regulation of proteasomal protein catabolic process; proteasome-mediated ubiquitin-dependent protein catabolic process.
UUGCCAUUCGCCUGCAAUAUUAGAAUAAUUAAAUGUAGAUAUAAUAAAUUCAGAAACUCAUUUCUCAUUGUGAAAAGUUAAAUGACUUUGUAAUUUUUCUGAUCCGAUCGAAAAACAAACAAAAGAUCUGAUCCCUAAUUCUCAGAAGAUUUAAUAUAAUCUCGAAAGAUAAGCAGCAAUUAUUGAAGCAAAAGAUAAGCUAAUAGUGAAAAUGCCGAUGUUUAAAGUAAAAGUUAAAUGGGGACGCGAGCUGUUCCCUGACAUUGAAGUAAAUACGGAUGAAGACCCUAUAUUGUUUAAAGCGCAGCUGUUUGCAUUGACUGGUGUGCAACCAGCACGUCAAAAGGUGAUGUGCAAAGGCGGAAUACUUAAAGAUGAGGAGUGGAAUUUGCAAAUAAAGGAGGGGGCCACUAUUCUUCUUUUGGGGACUAAGGAAGAAGUGCCACAACAACCAUCAGAGCCGGUCAAGUUUAUUGAAGACAUGAACGAAAUAGAAAUGGCUACAGCGUUGGAGUUACCAGCAGGUCUUACCAAUUUGGGAAAUACUUGUUAUCUUAAUGCUACUUUACAAUGUCUACAUGCUGUGCCCGAAUUGCGCAGCGCAUUGGACAGUUUCCGUGUAGAAAAUGCUGAUGAUGAUUCGUUGGCUAUUACAUGUGGUUUAAAAUUUUUAUUUAAACAAAUGGAACGGGGGAGCACUAUUACUCCCAUAAUUUUAUUGCAAACAUUUCAUCGUGCCUUUCCACAGUUCUCGCAAACAGGUGAAAACGGCACAUACCGGCAACAGGAUGCCAAUGAAUGUUGGUCGGAACUGUUGAAAAUGUUACAACGAAAACUGCCAGCUAUAGACAAUACUGAGUCUGCUGAUGCGAAGGAACAAAUUAAGAAAUAUAAUUCUUUUAUUGAACAAUAUUUCGGUGGCGCUUUUGAAGUAAAAAUGAGUUGUAGCGAGAGUCCAGAAGAGGAAACGACAGUCGGCAAAGAGAACUUUUUACAAUUAAGCUGUUUCAUUUCCCCCGAAGUUAAGUAUAUGCUUAGCGGCUUAAAAUCCAAGAUGAAAGAGACUUUAGUGAAAUUUUCAGAAUCCUUAGGUCGUGAUGCCAAUUACAGCAGAUCAUAUUUGAUAAGUCGCCUACCAGCUUAUUUGACUGUUCAAUUUGUUCGCUUCCAAUACAAAGGAAAGGAAGGAAUUAAUGCGAAAGUUUUGAAGGAUAUUAAAUUUCCAAUCGAUUUCGAUGCAUUUGAGUUAUGUACUCCGGAUUUACAAAAUAAACUAAGUCCAAUGCGUGGAAAAUUCAAAGAGAUGGAAGAUAACAAAUUAAACCGCCAAACCGCCAAAGAUCCGCUGGCGGAGAAAGAUAAAAAAACCAGCGAAUCUGAUGAAAGAGCUAAAGCUGAAACUGAACAAUAUUGGUUUGAUGAAGAUUUGGGAAGCAAUAAUUCCGGUUAUUAUACCUUACAAGCUGUUUUGACUCACAAGGGACGUUCCAGCUCUUCUGGUCAUUAUGUGGCUUGGGUAAAGCAUAACGACGAAGUGUGGUUUAAAUUUGAUGACGACAUAGUUUCUUCGGUGACAAAUGAGGAGAUCUUACGCCUUUCAGGUGGCGGUGAUUGGCAUUGCGCAUACGUUCUUUUAUAUGGCCCGAAAUUGUUGCCCAAGCCUAUCGAGGAAAGCAAUUAGUUUGUGCCAUUCAGUAAAAAAAAAGAAAGUACAUAACAAAAUGUAUUUAGACGCAUUUCAAAAUAUUCAUAUUAAAAAAUAAUAUAAACACAGAUCAUAUUGAAAGAAGAGGAAAUUUAAUAUAGAGUAACAAGUUAGUAUGCAAAUCGAAACACACGCAGGGAGAGGAUUUCCCUUCUUUAUGACUACGACACUAGCCUCUCGACAAACUUUUCCUUUCAUUUUCAGCCCGUAGGCUCCAAGAAAAACUCUAUUAGGUAUCUUUUUUUCUAUUUUAUGUGGAUGAGAGUAUUAGUUGAAAUUUUUGUUAUUUUUAUUAUUCAUUCAUCUUCCUCUUGUAGCUUAUGUAGCAAAGAAAUAUUAGUGCAAAAUACAAUCACAAUUAUGAUUCAUUUAAACCUUGAGAACAAGCUGCGUUACUAUUUUAUGCAAAAUUGAUAAAAAAAAAAUUAAAA